Ceutorhynchus assimilis (cabbage seed weevil) is the source of this 654-nucleotide messenger RNA. Lineage: Eukaryota; Metazoa; Arthropoda; Insecta; Coleoptera; Curculionidae. The record is from the annotation of a GenBank genome assembly.
AUGUUUGACGUUUGUGUCUUUAUUCUUAGUGUAAUUUCUGUGGUUUUGUUUGUUUAUUUUUUGUUGGAGUUUCACUAUUUUUUCCGAGCUUUUUUGUGUAUGGUCAAUGCGCGGUUUUUCAAAGGAAAUGUGUUUGUUUUGGACGAGACUUUUGUUAAUGGAAUCUGUCUAACAAAUGACGUGGACAACCUCCUGAACCACAUGAAUAACGCCCGCUACCUGCGUGAGUUGGACUUUGCCAGAAUCGACUUUUACGAACGCACCAAAUUGUACGAACGCACCGUUGCCAAAGGAGGUUCGGUUUUCAUUGGUGCCUCCACAAUCCGAUACAGAAGGUUCAUCAAAAUUUUCUCCAAAUAUUGCAUCAGCACCAAAAUCGUUUACUGGGACAAUCAAAACGUUUAUUUGGAACACAAGUUUAUAACGCACAAAAAUUUUGUGAAUGCUAUUAGUUUGUGUAAGUUGCGUUUUGUCAAAGUGGAUGUAGAGGAGUUGAUGCAAAAUCUUAUGGAAACUUUGCCCAAAAAUGUAGAAGGCUGUGUGAGGCAAAAACCACUUAAGCCCUUGGAGCUUGAAAAAUGGAUUGAAAGCAAUCAAAUUUCAAGCGAAAAUUUAUUGAAGAAUGUUCAAAAGACUGAUUUUUUUGUUGCUUAA